GACAUUUGCCGUCAACUGUAAAUGAGUGGAAAUAAAUCUAACGAUCUCUAUCUAUCACAUUAAGCUCUCACAGGCAAUUGACCAGUAAUUGACAGAUCCCGACUAGAGAUUUUGGACCUGACAUAUACUUAGCCAAUCCCUGAAACUCUCUUUCUAGGGAUAAAAAAAAUUGAAAAGCUUAACAGAUUUUGUGUGCAUGCAUAAGAGUUCCAGUUAAAAGAUAGUGUAAAUUUUCACAUGGGAUAUUAUUGAAUAAUUUUGGAUAUACUACACCUCUGAUUUUAUGUGCAGAUCAUGUAGAGAGUCACCGUGAGGACGGUAUGACAGAAGCUGAAUAACAGAGGAUGGCGAGCUGCGCAACUUUACUGAUUGUCUUCAUCACCGUCCAGACCAUUUGUCAAGGUGCCUCGCCAAAUGACCAAAACUCUUACCCACGAAUAUCGGAACACCCUCAAAAUGGUUACUUAUCGAAGGACAACCCCGCCACUUUGAACUGUCAAGCGGACGGCAACCCCCCACCCACCAUCACUUGGUACCACAAUGGGGAAAAAGUGGCUACCAUUGUGGAAGACCCCUUCUCACAAAAGAUGCUGAUUGAGGGGGGCAAGCUCUUCUUUCUGAGGGUCAUUCACCAGAAAGACAAGUCCGAUGCCGGCGUGUACUACUGCAAUGCUACCAACAGGCUGGGGAGCGCCAUCUCUAGAAAUGCCACCCUCAAAAUUGCGGUUCUAAGAGACGAUUUCCUCCAGUCGCCAUCCAAUCAGAGCGUGUCCAUCGGUGACAAGGCUAUUUUUAGCUGCCGCCCCCCACGAGGAGAACCAGAACCUAAAGUCCUGUGGAUGAAAGGGAGGAAGUUCCUGACAGACAGCAAUAGGAUCCAAAUUCUGGAAAACGGAGACCUGAUCAUCUCUCAAGUCACGUUAAAUGAUGCCGAUAAUUACAAAUGUAUCGCCACAAAUACAGCCGGAGAAAAAGAAAGUGCCCCAGCCAGACUUACAGUUUUGGAGAAACCUAGUUUCCGGAAAGCUCCAGUGGACCAGAUCACCAUGGAAGGAAAGGCAGUGCAUUUUCCCUGUGAGGUGGUGGGGGAUCAGCCUAUAGCAGUGGAAUGGAGGAAGGAAAAUGGGGCCCUGAAGUUUGGGAGGGUCAGGGUUCUCAAUGACAACACCCUCAGAAUAGAAAAGGCUGAGGCAGAAGAUGCUGGGCUCUAUGUGUGUAUGGCAUCUAAUUCUGUAGGAACAGCUGAGGCGGUGGCUAGACUCACUGUCCAGUAUAUGCCAUCGUUUGACGUGAGACCCCACGACCAGGUGGUGGGCGUACGGCGCACCGUCACCAUGCACUGUUCCGUCACCGGCAUCCCACAACCCACCAUUAUAUGGAGCAAAACGUCCAACAAGCCCUCGGGGGAAAAGACUCUAUUAUUCCAAAACACUGCAUCAGGAAGAUUUUCAGUGGCCUCAGACGGUACUUUGAGAAUCGAGCGAGUACAACUCGGGGACACUGGUCAGUACGAGUGUGAGGCCAUCAAUGGACUUGGGUCGGCCAAAGCUUCGGCAAGGCUCGAUGUCAAAGUAAAUGACACAAGGCCACCCCCUAUCAUAAGAAUUGGCCCCCAGAGCCAGAAUUUACCCACAGGAGAAGUGGGGUUCCUCCACUGUGAGGCGUAUGGAGACCCAAAGCCCAAAAUAUGGUGGCUAAAGGAUGGUAGACCAAUCACUGCUAAUUCCAGAAUCAUUGCUCUCAGCUCUGGGACUCUUCAGAUUUCAGAUCUUCAAGAGUCAGAUUCAGGGAAUUACACAUGUAAGGCAUCAAGUGAGACUGGGGAAACAUCACAGUCAGCCACAUUACUGCAGUUCAAUAAGUCUAACAAGAAUGUGACAUUCCAUCGUACCCAGGAUGUGAAGACCUUUCCUGGUCCACCAUCCAAACCAACUGUCGUAGAGGUCCUGUCCAAUUCCAUCAAACUGUCAUGGCAACCUAACAGUAACCAUGGAGACUCGCCUGUUUAUGCCUACAUUGUAGAAUACUUCAGUCAUGAAACCUCAGAGGGCUGGGUUGUGGCAUCCGAUUCUGUUCCACCUACAACAACUUCUGUCCAGCCUACAUCUUACACUGUGACUAACCUAAAACCAGAUACAACCUAUGUAUUCCUGGUGCGAGCCAGAAAUUCUCAUGGAGUCGGGGUACCAAGUGAACUGUCGGAUCCUGUAAGCACACGAACUGUAUCAGACAAAUCUCGGAAUACCCAGUUGACCAGGAAACAGAUUGAGAAUAGUCUGCAGGGCAUCGUGGUGGAACUCACUGCAGUGGAACCACUUCCAGCUGCUGUGGAAGUCAGGUGGAAGGUUCAUAAGAUGAUGGAUAUCAUUGACAAGUUUGUGAUCGAAUACAGAGAAAUAAGAGACCUAAAAACAGGUGACAUGGGCAGGAUGAACUCGGUGACAGUCAGUCGUACCUCACUAUCCUACACCAUACAGAACCUACAAAGUCACAAGUGGUACAGUAUCUGUAUCAAGGCCUACAGCCAGGACAUAGCCACUCAGUGUAGCCAGCCCAUGAAAGUCCAGCCCACAGAACCCAGGAGGGGGGUCAAGUUCCCUCCCCAGCAUGUCACGGCCCCCUCCCACGUGGUCAUACAUAAAACUGAUGACACCAGCAUCUCCAUGCAGUGGCUUCCUCCAAAUGAUGUCACACAUUCCAACAUCAAGUCAUAUGAGAUAUCCUGCCUAAGUAAAGAGAACAAGCACAACUGCAGUAGAAGUAUACCGGCCAAUCACACGAGCUAUGUGUUGGAGAACCUGAAAGCUGACCAGACAUACACGGUCAAGAUAGCUGCUAGGACCAUCAGCGGGCUGGGAUCCUGGAGCAAGGAAUAUAUCAUUGGACCCGAGAAGGAGAGCCUGAUGAAGCAGCCCUGGUUCAUUGGACUCCUGAUCAGUAUUAUUGGGGUCACACUGUGGUUCGCGCUGUGCAUCUUUGUGGUGUGGCUGUGUAGAAAGAGGAAAGCCAUGAAGAAACAGAAAAUGCAGGAAAUGUACAGUGUUCCCAACUAUGCAAAAUCUGAUGACAGCAAUAGAAACAGCUUUAAUUAUUAUGCUAAAUAUGGAUACAGCCAAAAAGAUGCGCAGAAUCGAGCAGGAGGUAUGACUCAGAUGGCCCCCGAGUUUGCUCAGCUGUUGGAACAGAAGGACAUGGAAAUGCAGCAGGGACAGGGGCCCAGUGUGUACAACGUGCCGCAGAUGAAGACUUUUUAUCAGAAGAAGGAUCCUGUGGCUCCGUAUGCCACCACCACCCUGAUCAACGCCGGGAACGCGGUGGGCGGGCACUCCAUGCAGGAUCACAUGUUCCGCCCCAUCACUCAGCACAGUCAACAGAGUGGGUCAGGGGACUCAGGGUGCUGUAAGCACGAGUGUAGCGGCGACUCUAACACUAGCCAUUCUAACACUGGAGUUCCUGUGGAUCAUGCAGAUGCUAUGCAGAGUCCAACCAGUGACAGUGGAAGUCACACAACAGAUGAAAAUGGAUUUCUGCUGAAGAAAGGAAAAAAGCCACUCAAACAGAUCACACAACCCAAACAGGCCAUGGUGAACUGGGCAGAAUUCCUCCCCCCUCCCCCCGAACAUCCCCCACCCCCAAGUGAAAUGAACAUGUCUCAACAUUCAUCUGGAAAUUCCUCUACAUCCCAGCAAUACGCCGAGAUCAAUUGUCUGAACCGUGAAAUGGGGGCACGGAGCCCCAUGUCUCCUAUGUCUAAAAUCUCCUCCUGCUCUUGUCCUGUCCCCCACAAUGCGACCCCCGUGUCAGGGUGGAACAUGCCCGCCUACUCUGAUACAGGCUGUGUCAGGUGUUGUUCCCCUAAGUACUUUGAAAAUGUGCAUUACCCACCCAAUCAGUAUAAUAUGGUUCAAAGAACUCAGUCCCCCAGAGGGCAAGAGUGGAAUAACUGCCCCCGGGGGCAUGACACUUGGGGUCAGCGGACAAUAGCCUGCAUGAAUGCUUCGCGGGGCACUCCAACAGACUUCAAGUGUCGGACAUGUCACAGUGAUCCAGAGCAAGGGGGCCCCAUGCCACAACUUCAGAACUAUAAGAUUGUGCCACACUGUGAAAAUGACUAUCAGUUCUUACACGAGUCGGAGCAAGGGCCGUCUAGUUCAUACAACAUGCCUCCUAGCUACCCAGGACUUUAUAAUGUACAUGGAGAUGGAGGGCAGUGCAUGGACCAUCCCUGUCAGUCCAGUAUGGCAGAGCCCUGCUCUCCUGUGUAUCAUAAUAAUAAAAUGGAUGGCCACCACAUGAACAUAGGAGUGGAUGGUUACCAUAGAAAUGCUGACUCGCCUGUCUCGGACAAUGGUCCUGAUUACGCUGGUGAGUCCACUGAGUUGGAGACGGAGGAUGAGAACUCUCCCAGAAAGGAGGGAGAAAAGGAGGGGCAGGAGGAGGCUGGUAACAUGUCAGGCGUAGAGACUUGGCCCAGUUACACAGAUCAGUGCAACACGGAGGACAGUAGCGAUCAUUCCAGUUGUCAUAGUGACAGUGACGAAGCAUUCCUAAAUGAGGCUGACUUUGCUGAGACUGUCGCCAAAGCGGCAGAAAUGUCGGGGCUAACAGUGGUGGGGUCCACUGUGUCUGAUCCAAACGCAGACAAGCAAGUUGUGAAGAAACAGAGGCGACACUAUAGACCCCGCCCCACCAGCCCAUACAGCACUGAUAGCAACUUUAGCGAAGUCGUACGCAAACCAUAUCCCAAGUCACAACGAAAGAAACAACUCAUGGACCAAGGAAAGUGGCCCAACAAGAAAGACUCUCCUUCUGGAUCAACUGCCUCACAGAGUCAGUCAAAAUAUUCUCAACAUGUGAUGGGUGGGGCUUCAUACAACAAACCUAACUUCCCCAACGCUGUCCCACAAAAAGCAUGCCGACCCAAAUUCCAACCUCAACUCUCUGUUAAUAAGUCUGAGGAUUCUAAAGAUGAGGGGCAAGAUAGUGGAAUAAACGUAGAACCCGCUUCUAAAGAGGGACUACCAGGAACACUGAAGGUUUGAGACAGAAAUAAAGGUCCUUUCAUCUCUUUGUGCCAUCAAUUUCCCAAUUCCAAAGAAAGCCUGCUCAUCCAUUGUAGUCCUGUUGGCUGUUGUCGUGUAAAGGAGUGCUUUUAGUGCCAUAUGCUAAACUGUAGCUUCAUCAUGCAUUGUAUGCCAACCUAUGAACCUCUUGGUCCACAAGAAAUAAAAGAAAAUGGAGUGGCUAUUUGACUGACUUUAUACAGAUUCCAAUUGACUCUGAUUCGUAGAAAGGUCUGGUGUAGAAAUCUGAUGACAAUCAAAUGUCCUGUGCUGUUUGGAUUUUUGGACUACAAACAUAUGGAUGACUGCACAGAUUUCAAUCAACUCGGUGCUUGUUUUAAAAGCAAUAUACUCUGUCAAAUUCAAGACUUCUGCUGAUGCAGAUCCAUAUCCAAAUAUUGUGAUGGUGUUCAUUAAGAAAUCCAUUAUUGACCUAUAAACUGGCAAUAUAAAUGUAUAUUUGUGUUAUCUUCCACUGUUGACAAUGAUGUGUUCAAAUGGCUGUGUGUCCAUGUUUGCCAUGCCUGAGUGAAGGCAUAACAAUGCCCUGUACUGUGGAGGAUGCCACCUAGAAAUGAAAUAGAAGUAGUUUAAUUAAAAAAAAUUUACUCUGUUACAAAAUAUAAGCAUAAACAGGGCUUCAAAGUCUCUUGCAAUAAACCUGCAUUGUAUUUCUUGCUUCGACUUUAAAUCUUAACCACUUGUUGCAUGUCACUUUCAUUUCAGCAUUCAGAUAAAUGCUGAUAGAUGUGAAAUCAACUGAUGUAUAGAAAUUGUAUGUUACAAAAGUGUAUUUAUUGUGUUAAACUGUAUGAAUGAUGUGCACACAAGAAUUGUUCAUAAAUCUGUGAUUAUAGUGGGUUGCGAGAAUGCGAGUGAAACACGUACAUUUUAAUUUUAAGCAUAAUUCUUUUUUGUGAUAUUUUGUUUCAUUAUCCUAAGUUACUUUCAAGAUGCUUAUACAAACAGUAUGCUACAAUGUAAAUUUUUUUCCUGAACAAUAUAUUUGGUUCUGUAUGAUUUUUUUUUAUGUACUGAGAAACAAUUCUGUUAAUUUGUUAUUGUUAACUGGUGAUUUUAGGUAGAGAGGUUCAAACAUUAGAUGGUUUAAGAGUUAAGUCCUGAAGAUAAGGAAUGGAUAAGAAAUCCUAAUUAGCUGCUUCCUGAUCUUAAUUGAUAUUCUAGUCUUGUAUGGGUCAGCAUAAUGUUUAUAUGUUGUCUGUGUCAUGACAUACAUGUAUCGUUUUCUUUGGGCAAAUGUAAGAGUUGUCUUUCUUUAAUUUUCCUGUGCAAUAAAAAGGGACUUGUAAGGGGGGAAAAAACAAGUUUUUGAGAACAGAAAAAUCAAUCAGCAGAUUUUUUGUUCAGAAGUCUUGUUGAAAAUUUGAAGUAGUAAUCUAACGUACUUAAUCAUUAUAAUCACACCCAAUAUACAUCACAAUGUUUCUGAAUAUCCUUACUUAUACAUUUAUAUCACAUUAUUUGAUAGAUAUACAAAUCAAAGCACAGGAAGGUGAAAGUGAUGUGAUAUUUUGUGAAAUCCUAUGAAGUAUGUAAAUACCUGAAAUCAUGAAUGUUUUUCAUGCAAUAAAUCAUAAAACUUGAAA
This is a messenger RNA of Saccostrea cuccullata (small rock oyster), 6670 nucleotides long. Its product is annotated as roundabout homolog 1-like. NCBI's taxonomy places the organism in Eukaryota, Metazoa, Mollusca, Bivalvia, Ostreida, Ostreidae. Gene Ontology annotation, cellular component: plasma membrane; neuronal cell body; axon. Gene Ontology annotation, molecular function: axon guidance receptor activity; protein binding. The record is from RefSeq and is a predicted model, not a curated record. The coding region runs from base 345 to 5042 and encodes 1565 amino acids. Gene Ontology annotation, biological process: synapse organization; homophilic cell-cell adhesion. The transcript is spliced from 27 exons.